This is a messenger RNA of Neurospora tetraspora, 393 nucleotides long. Its product is annotated as DASH complex subunit Dad2-domain-containing protein. NCBI's taxonomy places the organism in Eukaryota, Fungi, Ascomycota, Sordariomycetes, Sordariales, Sordariaceae. Gene Ontology annotation, cellular component: mitotic spindle midzone; DASH complex; mitotic spindle pole body. The record is from RefSeq and is a predicted model, not a curated record. Gene Ontology annotation, biological process: mitotic cell cycle; attachment of spindle microtubules to kinetochore. Bases 1 to 393 code for a protein of 130 amino acids. The transcript has 2 exons.
AUGUCUGCCUUUCCUGCCAGAGGUUUUUCGUCCAUGGGCGCAAGCACCACGGGCCAGUCUCCCGCCCUGGUUGCCAGAGUCAACGAGAAGAAGGCCGAACUGGAGAAUCUCAAGGAGCUUCGCGAUCUCAGCGCGGCAAUGGCAACGCAGAUGGAGGCGCUCGCUCAAAAGCUGGCUACCCUUUCCGAUGGAACAGAAGCAAUUGCCCUUGUUCUAAGCAACUGGCAUAAUGUGCUAAGAGCUAUCAACAUGGCAUCUGCCAAAUUGCCCAAGCCAAGUGUAGGUGUCCAAGAGCCCUCAGAGAACGAUCUUCCCCAGACUCUUGUUCGCAUUCCAACCGAACAUGCGCCUGCACUUCAAGCACAUGCGGAGGGAGCUGCAGAAGAAGAGUAA